AACAAUUUACCUCUUCGCGUGUUUUAUUUUUGCAAAACAACAAAUUAUUAUAAAAAUUGCAUUCUUUGUGCAUCGGUGGCUGCAGGCAAAUACCAAGCGCUAAAAAUUUGUUAAACAAUUGUUAUUUGUUAAGUUUGUUUGAUUGUUUUUGAUUAAAAGUUUGUUUUCUUAAUAAAAAUGGCUGAUUUACCAAGUUCUCCACCGCCAGCAACACCCAGCGAUGGUGCCGAUAGACGUGACCUAAGGGCCGCCAUGACUUCGCCUGUGGGAGAUUUUGAACCUUUUGAAAAUGAAGAUGAAAUUUUGGGUGAUCAAACAGUGCGUGACGAAGAAGAGGAAGAUGGAGAGGAAUUGUUUGGAGAUAAUUUGGAAAAUGAUUAUCGCCCUAUGCCAGAACUGGAUCAUUAUGAUCCUGCUAUGCUCGACGAUGAAGAAGACUUUUCCGAGCUGUCACAGGGUGAUCGUUUGGCAGCUGAACGGGAAAUGAAUAGAAGAGAUCGUGCCAAGGGUAUACAUCGUGAUGACCGUGAUUUGGGCUUUGAUCAGAGCGAUGAUGAUGACGAUGUGGGUCCUAGAGCUAAACGUAGGGCCGGCGAGAAAGCGGCUGUGGGAGAGGUAGAAGAUUCCGAAAUGGUAGAAUCCAUAGAAAAUCUAGAAGAUACUAAGGGUCAUUCUACCAAAGAAUGGGUUAGUAUGUUAGGUCCCCGCACCGAAAUUGCCAAUCGCUUUCAAUCGUUCUUGCGUACCUUUGUGGACGAAAGGGGAGCCUAUACCUAUCGUGAGCGCAUACGCCGUAUGUGUGAACAAAAUAAAUCUUCAUUUGUUGUCUCCUAUACUGAUUUGGCGAAUAAAGAACAUGUAUUAGCUUAUUUCUUACCCGAAGCUCCCUUUCAAAUGUUGGAGAUUUUCGAUAAAGUAGCCAAGGACAUGGUUUUAUCUAUUUUCCCCACCUACGAACGUGUUACUACGGAAAUUCAUGUGCGCAUUUCAGAAUUGCCUUUAAUUGAGGAAUUGCGUACAUUCCGUAAAUUACAUUUAAAUCAAUUGGUACGUACUUUGGGUGUUGUAACCGCCACUACAGGAGUAUUGCCACAGUUGUCUGUUAUCAAAUAUGAUUGUGUUAAGUGUGGUUAUGUUUUGGGUCCUUUUGUACAGUCACAAAAUGCUGAAGUUAAACCUGGCUCAUGUCCUGAGUGUCAAAGUACUGGUCCUUUCUCGAUCAAUAUGGAACAAACUUUGUAUCGUAAUUAUCAAAAAAUUACUCUACAAGAAUCACCCGGCCGAAUACCCGCUGGUCGUAUACCACGUAGCAAAGAUGUUAUCUUGCUAGCAGAUCUUUGCGAUCUCUGUAAGCCUGGUGAUGAAUUAGAAGUCACUGGUAUUUAUACCAAUAACUAUGAUGGCUCUUUAAAUACCGAUCAAGGUUUUCCCGUCUUUGCCACUGUUAUCAUAGCCAAUCAUAUUGUAGUUAAGGAUUGCAAGCAGGUUGUUCAAUCUUUAACCGAUGAAGAUAUUGCCACCAUACAAAAAUUAAGCAAAGAUCCACGUAUUGCCGAACGUAUUGUAGCAUCAAUGGCUCCCUCCAUUUAUGGUCAUGAUUAUAUUAAACGCGCUUUAGCAUUGGCUUUAUUUGGUGGCGAAUCCAAGAAUCCCGGUGAUAAGCAUAAGGUCAGAGGUGAUAUCAAUUUGUUGAUAUGUGGUGAUCCUGGUACAGCCAAAUCACAAUUUUUAAAAUACACCGAAAAAAUUGCUCCACGUGCUGUAUUCACUACUGGCCAAGGUGCCAGUGCUGUAGGUUUGACUGCCUAUGUAAGACGUAAUCCUAUUUCACGUGAAUGGACUUUAGAAGCUGGUGCCUUGGUAUUGGCCGAUCAGGGUGUAUGUUUAAUUGAUGAGUUUGAUAAAAUGAACGAUCAAGAUCGUACUUCUAUACACGAAGCCAUGGAACAACAAUCUAUUUCCAUAUCAAAAGCUGGUAUUGUUACUUCUCUACAGGCUAGAUGUACUGUAAUUGCUGCCGCCAAUCCCAUUGGUGGACGUUAUGAUCCCUCAAUGACAUUCUCCGAAAAUGUUAAUUUAUCCGAACCCAUUCUGUCACGUUUCGAUGUAUUAUGUGUGGUAAAGGAUGAAUUUGAUCCUAUGCAAGAUCAACAUUUGGCUAAGUUUGUUGUCAACUCACAUAUUAAACAUCAUCCUUCCAGCGAGGCUGAAAUGGAGGAGACCCAACCUAGUGGUGUUAGUGAAAUACCACAAGAUCUUUUGAGACAAUAUAUAGUGUAUGCCAAAGAAAAUAUAAGACCAAAAUUAACGAAUGUUGAUGAAGACAAAAUUGCCAAAAUGUACUCACAACUACGUCAAGAGUCCUUUGCCACCGGUUCUCUACCCAUAACAGUACGUCACAUUGAAAGUGUUAUACGUAUGGCUGAGGCUCAUGCACGCAUACAUUUGCGUGAAAAUGUCAUUGAAGCUGAUGUCAGCAUGGCCAUACGCAUGAUGUUGGAAUCGUUUAUUGAAGCCCAGAAAUUCAGUGUUAUGAAAAAGAUGCGUACAACAUUCCAAAAGUAUUUGGCCUUCCAAAAGGAUCAUUCCGAAUUGUUAUUCUUUAUACUGCGUCAAUUGACAUUGGAUCAAUUGGCCUAUAUUAGAUGUAAAGAUGGUCCAUCGGCAACACAUGUGGAAAUUAUGGAAAGAGAUUUAUUGGAACGUGCCAAGCAAUUGGAUAUUUUCAAUUUGAAACCAUUCUAUGAAUCGGAAUUGUUUAAACAAAAUGGUUUUUCUUAUGAUGCUAAACGGCGCAUCAUUUUACAAAUUGUUACCGAAGCAGCCAUUUAAGUUGUACAAACAUAUUGAGAGAAGGAGUACAUGUUGCAUUUUUUUAUAUAUAUACCCAUAUAUUGUUACAUUGUAAGGAUUUUUAUAUAGAUUUUAAGUUUCAUUUAAACAAUUGUUUUCUUUUUUAAGCAAAAGUUUUUUCAUUAACAUGUUUAAUUUUUCAUAAAUUGCAAAAUAAAUUUUUGGCAAAACAAA
Messenger RNA from Lucilia cuprina (Australian sheep blowfly), 3027 nucleotides. RefSeq names its product DNA replication licensing factor Mcm2 (gene Mcm2). Gene Ontology annotation, cellular component: MCM complex; nucleus. Gene Ontology annotation, molecular function: ATP binding; single-stranded DNA helicase activity; 3'-5' DNA helicase activity. Bases 178 to 2832 code for a protein of 884 amino acids. NCBI's taxonomy places the organism in Eukaryota, Metazoa, Arthropoda, Insecta, Diptera, Calliphoridae. Gene Ontology annotation, biological process: DNA replication; mitotic DNA replication initiation; double-strand break repair via break-induced replication. The transcript is spliced from 4 exons. The record is from RefSeq and is a predicted model, not a curated record.